Molecule: messenger RNA, 969 nt
Organism: Trichophyton rubrum CBS 118892
Lineage: Eukaryota; Fungi; Ascomycota; Eurotiomycetes; Onygenales; Arthrodermataceae
Product: coatomer subunit beta'-1
Exons: 1
Coding region: 1-969 (322 amino acids)
Biological process (GO): intracellular protein transport; vesicle-mediated transport
Cellular component (GO): membrane coat
Molecular function (GO): structural molecule activity
Source: RefSeq, a predicted model, not a curated record
AUGGGUUGGGGACUGUUUCAUUUACACAAACUCGACAACCGAUUAAACUACCUCGUCGGUGAUCAAACCUACACGAUUUCACACUUCGAUCAGCCAAUGUACCUUCUUGGAUAUCUCCCCCGGGAUGGGCGAAUUUAUCUUACCGAUAAAGAACUCACAACCGUCUCCUUUGCGCUAUCUCUUUCUGUUGUCGAGUAUCAAACCCUUGUCCUGCGAGGUGACAUGGACUCUGCUACAGAAUUAUUGGAGGAUAUUCCAAAAGAUCAGAUGAACAAAAUUGCCCGAUUCUUGGAAGGCCAGGGCUAUAGAGACCUUGCGCUCGACGUUGCUACCGACCAGGAACACCGCUUCGACCUUGCUCUCGGGCUCGGAAAGCUUGACAUUGCAUUGGAAAUCGCUAAAGUAACAGAUGUUGAACACAGAUGGAAGACUGUCGGCGACGCUGCUCUAGCAGCAUGGAAUCUAUCUCUAGCCGAGGAAUGUUACUAUAAUGCCAAAGAUCUUGGAUCCCUACUUUUGCUGCACUCGUCAAGCCGAGACAGUGCCGGCCUUCAGAAACUGGCCGAGCAAGCAAAGCAGUCUGGCUCGCACAAUAUCGCGUUCUCUGCUCUGUGGCAGCUAUCUGACGUGGAUGCAUGCAUUGACCUCCUCGUCCAAACCAACCGUUUUGUGGAGUCUGUCUUCUUUGCCCAGACUUAUAAGCCUAGCCGCACUCCAGAGCUGACUGUCCAGUGGAAACAGAGCCUUGAGAAAAAUGGCAAAACUAAGGUGGCUCGUAUCAUAGGUGUGCCACCAGGUGUCGAAAAUGCUGAUGAUGACCUUUUCCCUGAGUGGGAUAAUUAUCUCAAACUCGAAGCUGAGGGUGGUAUAAAAACCGCAAAUUUGAUCGAUAUUGAUGCCAAUGGCGAUGAGGAUGAGGCAGCCACUGAGGAAACUGCAGAAGAACCUGUAAAUGGUGCUUCCGAGUAA